Messenger RNA from Ictalurus furcatus (blue catfish), 6833 nucleotides. RefSeq names its product myb-like protein X. NCBI's taxonomy places the organism in Eukaryota, Metazoa, Chordata, Actinopteri, Siluriformes, Ictaluridae. The record is from RefSeq and is a predicted model, not a curated record. Bases 2192 to 3511 code for a protein of 439 amino acids. The transcript has 2 exons. Gene Ontology annotation, molecular function: RNA-DNA hybrid ribonuclease activity; nucleic acid binding.
UAUAUUGGUUAUUUACUGUGUAAAUACAGUAUAAAUACUGGAGCUUGAGCUCCAGGUGUCAGAUCUCUUCUGAGAAUUCUCAUCGGUGUGGAUCUCGUGUGGUGGAAUGGAACCAAUAAAUCCGGACCCUUGCUUCUUCUCACUCACGGCUGGUGUCUUUUUUUCUAUCUCCAACUGGGUUCACAGAUGUGAGUAUUUGUUUCUAUGUUGAAUUUUAAGUGUCUUUGGGUAAUAGGCUAAAUUUGGGCCAGCAUUUGGCACCCCAGAUGGGACUGGGUUAAGAUCUAUAUGUCUGUAAUCUCUCCCGUGGGACUUCAUUCCGUGUAGGAAGAAGGCAUUGCAGAUGCCUGUUAUUUCAAAGCUCUGUCUUAGUGGUCUGUUGUUACGAUUGGGAAGCCACCGGGGUGGGAAGAAAGACUAAAGUUGGUCUCCAAAAGAACCUUGAGUGAGUGAGAAGAGGUAAGAGAAGUGUGAACCGAUUGUAAUUGUGUAAGGGCUAUGAAUAAGGUUCAUAAGACUGUUUAAUGAAAUUGUAUGUGUUCUGUGAGUGAAAGUCCUGCAAUACCACUGGUUAAAAAUUCCAGGGCUGGAUAGGAAGCAGGUGGAUAUGAGGCCUCAAACCCCAGAUACCGGCUACUAGAGGUGGCGGCUGCAUUGGUGGGGGACCCCUAAUACCGCUGGAUUGAGUCCAGGUCUGGAUAGAGAGGGGUAUAAAUCCUGGGCCCAGGUCCGGGUCACGCAACUUAGGGAACGGACCCAGCGUGCCCGGUGUAUGAAUGUGUAAUAACAAAUGUGUGUGCUUAUAAUAUGAGUGUGGUGUGAGAGCGUGCAUGCAUGUGCGAUAAGCUCUGAAACUUAGUGUUGGAGACAGGGAAAAAUGUAUUCAUUAGUGCUCUGAACAUGAGCUCCAUACAUAAGGAGAUAAGUGUGUUGGAUAAGCUUUGAAAAUUAGUUUUGGAGAAAGUUGCAUUUAAUUUAUAUGACUGUAAGCUUCAUACAUACGGAGCUGGUGUGAAGGUGCUUUAUACUCUGAGACCACACUUGUGUGUAUGUAAUAAAAUAAAUAUGUGUAAUAGUGUGUGAAUAUAAUAUGGUGUAUGUGAGCUUGCAGGCAUUGUUGAUAAAAAGGAGUGUGUGUGUGUGUUCCUAUCUGUUCUUAUCUGCGCAGGCAGGCCUGCCGUCUGUGUGGAAGAAAGAAAAAAAAGGAAAAAGAACAAUACUGUGUGUGUGUGCUCUUCAGAUUGAGCUGGGUAACACAGAACAUUGUGCCCAUCGUCAGUCCUUCCUCUCCCCUUUACUGGAUCUGGAUCUGGAUCUGGACACUCAUUAUCAGCUUGUGCAUCUCACUGCUGAUAUCAUGGUGCUACUUAACUAUCUUCGCAGCACCCCCUCUAGAAAUGGAAAUGCGGGGUUCCCCCCCCCGAUACAGAAUCUGCCCCGUGAACGUGUGUGUUGACGCCUCUACACAGCCAGAACCCCCCUCCAGCUUUCAGUCUGAGGGAGAUGUCCUCUUCUCUGAUCCGAGCCCCGACCAUUCGUCCCUCUUCUCACCUACCAGUCCGCCCCACUCUCAGUGGUCCCCUCACUUCACCUUUGCUGAUUUUCCCAUGUCCCCAGGACGCACCCCAUUUUCUUCCCCCUCCCGCUCUCCUCCAGACUACGCACCCACCCGUCCCAUGAAUUACCAAUAAAAUUACAUUUUACUCAUACUAAGUCUCCCUCAUGUUUAUUUCAUGUCAUUUUUAUCCACAACAAUUCCUUCCCGAAAAAAACUUAUGAUAAAUGAAAAAGUACAGGCCCCAAAAUUGGGUAAAAUUGAAUAGGUGUUGUAAAUAUUAUGUCUAAGAACAGUGUAAACAUGUAAGAACUGCCGGAUUGCCCGUUGUGUGAGGCUGUGUGAAUUACCUAAAUUUAAACUUAAGAAUCAUAAGAUUAAUUGAAUCGUCAUAUGAAAUGCAUUGAUAUGUAUGUACUCUGAGUAUAUGUGAGUCCCUAGGGCAGCUGGACCGAGUACGGACGGGAGGGGAUAAACAGGCAUAAAUCGGUACGAGAUAGGCUAAGCAGGCCGGAACAGCAGGACAAGGUAGGAGGAAAACAUUUGGCUGUGAGGGAUAACGUAGGGGAUUUAGGGGGGGCAUGUACAAAAGACUCUAAGGGCUGAGAGGUGUGAGACACGACCUGCAGUAGAGUUAUGGCCGAAUGUAAGAAAGGGAUGAGCCCGAUAGAGAGGGUGAUAAGCAAACACUGUACAGAUGAGAAAGACAUUAGGCAUUAUUGUAAAAAAUGGAGUGAGAAGACUAGUGGUGAGUGGAAAUGGCCCGAGGAAGGUACUCUUGAUGAACAGCUAUGCCAGAUAAUGAAAGAGAGAUUAGCUGUAUGGAAUGAACAGAAAAAAGUCUUGAGAGUGAGGGAGAAAGGUGUGAAGACAGAGAAGAUAGUGAACUGGUUUGUGAACGCAGGGAAGGAGGAGAAGGAGAAGUAUAGACGGCAGAGAGAACGAGCAGAGGCGGUGGUACGGAAGAAAGAAGAAAGGGAAGCAAGCCUAGAAAAAAAGAUAAAAGAGGCUAUUCAGAAAGAACGGGCCGAGGCCCCGCCCCCAUAUAACCCUCAGUACCGCCCUCCAGUGAGACCUGUCAGAAGUGCCCCACCUGCCGGGCUCUACAUGAUGCAAGACCUGGAGGACAGAGAAGAUGAAUGGAAGGAAACCGAGGUGGACAUUCAGGGAACAUUCAGCGGAUACCAAAGAAUGAGGCAUCGCAUGCGGGAGGAUGGAGAACCUACCAAAAUGGAAGAAGGAGCUGCCGGAUACAAGGAUAGAACCCCGGUCGAGAGCGAAAGCCCACGGCUGGACCUCCCACAUGUAGGCAACAAAGAGAGGGACAGGGAACUACAGGAGUACAUGAAAAACUGGACCCACACUCCGGGGUGGCCGGAGCACGGGGAGAUUCCCACCAGCACUAGCACCCCGAGGCCAGGGUCACAGCCGAUGGUGCACAAGCAAAGAGACAAGAAACUGGAGGAAAUACAGGACCAGGAGGAGCAUAGGACCAGUGAAAAUCAAGAAGGUCGUAGGAGUGAGAGAGGGCACGAGGGUGAAAACAGAGCUCCACACACCAGAGGAGGAGAAAAAGGGGAGCCGAGAGACAAUGUGGGGCGGGUGGUCCGUAUACAGGGGGAUGUGGUGCGCUCCCCAUAUGCUAUCGAGGACGAUAAGGAAUUGGAGGGCAGGAUUCGACGGCUGGAGGACGGGAUAUUGGGAGAAUCAAAAUCACAGAGGUCGAGAAGAGCACUGAACCAGACAGUGGGAAAACAUGUGAAGAGCCUGAGUAAGGACUCAAAGGGCCUAAUAUACCACCAGCAGAAGAAGAAGCAAGUGAGUUCAGACAUGGAUCUGGACGAACAAGGGGGGACUGAGAGCGAGGGGACCGAAACAGACGACGAAGGAAAAGUUGAACAGGACGUCAGUGAGGAGGAGGACUCAAGGGCCACCCCCCGUUGGAGGCACUGCUGAAAUAUGGGACGCAGUGAGGAGCAUGUUUCCGGCUAAGAUGGACCCUGGGAAGCUCGUAAAUAUAAAACUGAAAGACGAAGAAAACGUGAUAACCUUCAUACAAGAGUUUCAAGACAAAUGGAGGGAUGAAACGGGUGCCAAAUGGGAUGAUUCAGUGGCAAGUGUGGGACUGUUCAAACUGCUGUUGAAGAAGGCUCUCCCUGGGGAGGUGCAGCAGAAGUUAGAGGAAGUGGUGAGGCUCAACGCAAUGGAAUGGGCUUCAUUUCUGGCACAUGUGACCCAUCACGUGGAGCAACACAGAAAGCUGAAAAAAGAAGCUAAAGAUGCCACUGAGGGAAAGAAGGUUCACAGCUCCCCCUCACCUGUAAGGCAAUUCAAACUAUGGGCUUCUCAGGAAAAAUACAGACCUUACGAUUCACCGAGCCUCAAGAACUAACUCUGGAUGGCGUGACAAUACAAGCACCCCUGUUAUAUUCGCCAGGAGCGCCUGUUAACCUACUGGGAUGUGAUGCCCUGUGUAAGCUGGGAGCUCAGAUACAGUGCGAGGCGACUGGGAUUUGGGUGACAUUCCCUAAAUCAAUAUCCACACAAUUCCUACUGUUGCACGAACCACCUAGCACCGCCCGUAAUGUGAGGAUGGUAUACUGGUUGGAGAUGUCCGAUCCAUCUAAGUCGGAACUCUGGCACAGAUACGCAGAAUGGAAACCAUGGUUACAGUACAUGCGGCCUGAUUGCACAGAGGUGGAGGCCCCUUUACAUUGCACUGUUAAAUAUGAUGAUGGUGGACGAGACCAGGAAUAUGCUCAGCUUUGGGAAGACAUGGAACAGGGACAAGUAAUGGACAUUAAAACCAUGGAUAUAAUAAGUGGCCCACAGGGAGUGGCAGCUAUGAUCAAGCUCCCAGAGGGAAUCACAAACUGGUAUCAGCUGGAAAGGACGGCGCCCCAUGUCACACUCAUGGUCACCAAAGGCCUUGGACCGGAAGAUGUAGGGCCAAUGAUAAGGCAGGCGAAAGAAGUAAAAGAGUGGAAACCAACUACCAAUCCGUCUUUGCACAAAUUGCCUGAUGGAAAGUUCGUGCGAAUCUCAGUAACGGCGGUUGACACCGCCGUGGCCACUAGUGUCUGCAUAUGCGCGAGCACGGACCGAAGUGGUUUGCAAAUGGCAGUUAAGGCAGUAAAAGAUCAGGACAAUGAGGAAAUACUGAAAACUGUUCCAGAAUAGCUAUGGACAAAACAUCCGACAGACGUAGGGCUUGUUAAAUCCGCCGACCUAGCUUGGAAUAAGGUAAAAGAGAAUGCACGGUUGCCCUAGCAGAAACAGUAUCCGUUGUCAGCGCAAGCUAGAGAAGGCAUACGGCCCUCAAUACACGGAUUGGUAGAGGCCGGAGUGCUAAUCUCCACGCGAAGUCAGUGCAAUACCCCCAUUUUUCCAGUUAGAAAAAAUGACUCAGAGAAGUGGAGGCUAGUACGUGAUUUGCGUGCUAUUAAUCAAAUCGUGAUACCUGAAACACCAGUAGAGCCAGACCCACACACCCUAUUGUUGAACAUUCCAGAAGGGACCAAAUGGUAUACUGUCAUAGACUUAUGCUCAGCAUUUUUUAGCGUGCCACUGCACCCAGACUCACAGCAUUUGUUUGCUUUCACGUAUGAAGGGCAGCAGUACACAUACACUAGACUUCCGCAGGGUUACUGUGAAAGCCCAUCCAUAUUUAAUCAGGUACUGGCUCAAGACCUCUCAGCCCUGGAGUGCCAUAGCACCAUCUUGCAGUAUGUUGACGACCUUUUGAUUUGUAGUGCGUCCAAAGAACAAUGCCAGCACGACUCACUAAAGGUCCUAAGAAUGUUGGCCGAAAAUGGCCACAAAGUGAGUAAAGAAAAGUUGCAAUUUUGCAGACAAAAAGUGGAAUACCUAGGUCGUGUGUUAGAGGGAGAAAGCCGUACUAUAGCGCCAAAGCAUGUAGAGGCCAUACGCAAGGCCCCACAGCCAACCACCGUACGGCAGAUGUUGGCGUUUCUAGGAAUGGCAGGGUUCAGUCGCCCAUGGAUAUGUGAGUUCGCGCUAAGGGUUCAACCAUUACGGGACAUGAUUAAGGCAGCAGACCAAUCACAGCCAAAUUCCCCCCUUGUCUGGACUCCUGAAGCUCUAGCCGCAAUCGCAGAUAUUAAAAUGGCCUUAAUGACCGCUCCCGCAUUGGCUAACCCAGACUAUAGCAAACCGUUUCACCUCUAUAUAUCUGAAAGAAAGGGGUACGCUUCGGCCGUCUUAACUCAACAGCAACAAGGCAUGGGGAAACAGGCCAUCGCCUAUUACAGCACGGCUCUCAAUAUCGUAGAAAAGGGGAUGCCACCCUGUUAUCGUUCUUUGGCAGCGGCCGCAUUUGCAUAUCAGAAAGCGUCCUCAAUCACCAUGGGGCACCCAGUUACAUUAUAUACGACCCAUGCACUGCAUGUGCUCCUAACGAGUCAGACCUUUGUGAUAACGAACUCCCGUCAAACGGGGUAUGACUCCAUUCUGUCAGCCCCGGAGCUCACUAUAGAACGGUGCACCACGGUGAAUCCGGCCGAUAAACUGGUAACCCCGAUAGAUGGUGUAUCCCAUGAGUGUGUAGCGGAAUCAGAGAAAUUUUUGAAAGCGCGUUCGGAUUUGGAGAACUGCCCUAUUGAUAAUGCUAAGCAUACGUAUUUUGUGGACAGUUCCUGUUAUUGUACCGAUACGGGCAAUAAGGCUGGGUUGGCAGUAGUAGAAGCACGACGAAACCCGGCGACGUUUGAGGUGGUGAUGAGUGUUCCCCUUCCCCAACCCUGCUCGGCCCAGCUAGCUGAACUACGGGCGUUGACAGCUGCAUGUAAGUUGGGCUGUAAUAACAGUUGCACUGUGUAUACGGACUCGGCCUAUGCUCAUGGAGUCUGCCAUGUGUUUGGACCAAUCUGGGCUCAAAGGGGAUUCCAGCGGGCAGAUGGGUCCGCCGUGACCCACGGGGAAGCGAUUUCAGAUUUACUAUUUGCUAUGACAUUGCCCACAAAAUUAGCUGUAGUGAAAUGCAGGGCACAUAAGACUGAUGAUUCCUUUAUCACUAAAGGGAACGCACUGGCGGAUGAGGCAGCAAAGAAAGCUGCCGUAGGGCCUACGCAGAUGAUGGCCCUAACUCAGCCCGGGGAGAGUCAGCUGCGGUAUCCACAGGAAGACAAUGUGGCCCACUUAGUGGAGCUGCAAAACACCGCAGGGGUGGCUGAAAUAUCGGCGUGGAUAAAACGGGGGGGGCGAAUAAAGAGGCGGGUACUGGAUUGUGGCGCAGCAUAGAAGGGUUGUGUAUAGCCCC